Lichtheimia ornata is the source of this 357-nucleotide messenger RNA. RefSeq lists its product as uncharacterized. Bases 1 to 357 code for a protein of 118 amino acids. The transcript has a single exon. Lineage: Eukaryota; Fungi; Mucoromycota; Mucoromycetes; Mucorales; Lichtheimiaceae. The record is from RefSeq and is a predicted model, not a curated record.
AUGAAACCUCAAGUAUUCAAUGUUGGUGAUUAUGUUCUUCUCCGCCAUGAAAACAAAUUCAGCUUGGAGUACAACUGGAAAGGCCCAUAUCGCAUCCUUGCUCGCAACUUGGACACUCACGUGUAUCAAAUUCAAGACAUGCAAAGCAACACGUACGCUUCGUGGGUUCAUACCGAUCGUCUUCGACCAAUUCACCUUCACUCGUCACCGCCUACACAACCAUGGUACGAUCCAACAAGCUCCAGAGCCAACAUUCGGCAACAACUUUCAACGCUCACACCACACAAAAUCUUGUUCGAGGACGACCAACAAUUUCGGGAGGGGAUAUUGUCGCAGGAUCAAGCAUUCAACACGUGA